AUGAACACAACAGAGAAGUUUUACCUUCCCGUUGAUGGCAUCCUCGAAAUGUUCAACUCUCUAACCGGGCUUGACCACCAAUCAAACAUUACGCACACAGUUCUCCAGAGCGCAGCCCUUACGCCAACAACCCAGCACCCCAAAGUCUCAAACAUAUCGAAGACAAGCAUGGGCAUCAUCAAAUCCGUCAGGGGCCACUGGAGGCAUCAGGGAAACCGAGCAAGCAGGUCGUCCAGUUCUGGCAAUCGGCAGGUUUCGACUGAUCGACUUCCCAAAAGGUCCGUGGAUCUGUUGGAGCUGGGUCUGACCAAGCCCAGGAACUGUCACAGGAUAGUUGUGCUUGGUGCGCCAAGAGUGGGUAAAACCAACAUCCUUCAGCGGUUUUUGGGUAAAGAGUUUGAAGAGGAUUAUGAGCCUACAGUGGAGGACUUUCACAGGAAACUGUUCCACAUCAAUGGGGAGGCUUAUCAGGUGGAUCUGCUGGAUGCUGCGAGUGAGAGGAACUUUCCUGCCAAGAGGAGAUUAUCCAUACUGACAGGUGACACUUUUCUGCUGGUGUUCAGUUUGGAUGACAAAGACUCUUUCAGUGAAGUCUGCGAGCUUCUCAAUGAAAUCAAAGCUGCUAAGGCAAAGCUGCUGAAACUAAAGCAUCCCGCGAGAGUCCCAGUCGUGAUCUGCGGGAACAAACUGGACUUGGACGCAUCGAGGGCCGUCACACGGUCCGAAGUGUCAGAAAUCCUCGGUGAGGAUGUGGCGUUUUUUGAGACAUCAGCCAAAGACGGAACCGGACUGGACGACAUGUUCAAGGCUCUCGCCACUCUGGGCGGGCUGCCUGACGAGACAAGUCCGUCUAGGCAUCAGAUGAUACCCCUCCUCACCUACCAGUCUCUGUACCUCGACCAGCGGGGCAGGAGAUGGAGCCGCACGCGGGGACUCGGUGCGCCCUGCGCAGCCACGGACCCUCUGGCGCGCCGGCCGAGCUUCACCAGCGACCUGCGGCUCGUGCUGAGAUCCAGCACCAAACACAACAAACCCGAGAGGUGUCAGAUUCAAUGA
This is a messenger RNA of Cheilinus undulatus (humphead wrasse), 1056 nucleotides long. RefSeq names its product RASD family member 2 (gene rasd2a). The transcript is spliced from 2 exons. Gene Ontology annotation, molecular function: GTPase activity; GTP binding. NCBI's taxonomy places the organism in Eukaryota, Metazoa, Chordata, Actinopteri, Labriformes, Labridae. Bases 1 to 1056 code for a protein of 351 amino acids. The record is from RefSeq and is a predicted model, not a curated record.